Molecule: messenger RNA, 1604 nt
Organism: Sardina pilchardus (European sardine)
Lineage: Eukaryota; Metazoa; Chordata; Actinopteri; Clupeiformes; Clupeidae
Gene: sgf29
Product: SAGA complex associated factor 29
Exons: 10
Coding region: 104-979 (291 amino acids)
Cellular component (GO): SAGA complex
Source: RefSeq, a predicted model, not a curated record
AGCGAGACCUAUGGGCUAGCUGGCUAAAUAGUUAGCUCAUUAGCUAGCGAUCAUUGUUGACGUCUUUUAAGUUGAAUGAGAAAUCCCUCAUCACAAUAACGAGAUGGCUUUGGUUCUAGCAGACACCAAGAUCGCAGAGCUACUGACGGAGCUUCACCAACUAAUCAAGCAAACGCAGGAGGAACGAUCCCGAAGUGAGCACAAUCUGCUCAACAUUCAGAAGACCCACGAGAGGAUGCAGACUGAAAACAAGACCUCACCGUACUACCGGACUAAACUACGUGGGCUCUACACAACAGCCAAAGCAGAUGCUGAGGCGGAGUGUGGCAUCCUGAGGCGAGCGCUGGAUAAGAUAGCGGAGAUCAAAUCCCUUUUGGAGGAGAGACGCAUAGCUGCUAGGGGGGUGUACAGUGACUCGGACCCCCCCAGGAAGACCAUGAGGAGGGGGGUGCUGAUGACGCUGCUGCAGCAGUCUGCCAUGACCCUGCCCCUGUGGAUCGGCAAACCAGGAGACAGUCCCCCCCCCCUGUGUGGGGCGAUGCCGGCGAGCGGCGACUACGUGGCCAAACAGGGCGAUAAGGUGGCGGCGCGCGUCAAGGCCGUCGACGGAGACGAGCAGUGGAUCCUCGCCGAGGUGGUCAGCUACAGCCACUCCACUAACAAGUAUGAGGUUGAUGACAUUGACGAGGAGGGGAAAGAGAGACACACUCUGAGUCGACGACGCAUCAUCCCGCUGCCCCAGUGGAAGGCGAACCCUGAGACGGACCCCGAGGCGCUCUUCAGCAAAGACCAGCUGGUGCUCGCGCUCUACCCACAAACCACCUGCUUCUACCGCGCCCUCAUACACACCCCGCCUCACCGGCCCCAGGACGACUACUCGGUGCUGUUUGAGGACACGUCGUACGCUGAUGGCUACUCGCCGCCGCUCAACGUGGCCCAGAGAUACGUGGUGGCCUGCAAGGAGAACAAGAAGAAGUGAGGAAGAGGAGGAGGAGGAGGAAGAGGAGGAGAGGAGGAAGAGAAGAAGUGAGGAAGAGGAGGAGGAGGAGAAGUGAGAGCAGAGUGGAGGAGGAGAGGAUGAGGAGGAGAAGAAGUGAGAGCGGAGGAGGAGGAGAGGAGGAAUGAGUCUCUGGUGGAGUGGGAAAGAGUCCUUCAACAUCCUGAUUCAGGGCCUACUGUUCCAACCCUGUUCUCUCUCUCACUCUCUCUCUCACUCACUCACUCUCUCACAUACACAUACACACACUCUCUCUCUGUCUCUACCCCUCUUUCUCUCUCUCCUUCCUACACACACACACACACACACACACACACACACACUAACAAACACAAAUACUAACAUCUGUGACUGGUGAAACGCUGUGCUUUUCCAGUCGUAGUGUUGAGUGUGAACAAGCCUUCUGUGUUCCUCUAUCACACACACACACACACACACACACACACACACACACACACACACACACACACACACACACACACACCUUCUGUGUCCCAUGUGUAUAGUUCUUGUGUUGCCCUUGUCUAAUUUGUCUAAUUUUUCAGCGUCUUUGCAUUCAGGAAUGUGAUUUUGCAGAAUAAAAAAAGUACAUUUUGUGAUAAAGAAA